This is a messenger RNA of Cebus imitator (Panamanian white-faced capuchin), 3025 nucleotides long. Its product is annotated as olfactory receptor 5B21. The coding region runs from base 1215 to 2147 and encodes 310 amino acids. The record is from RefSeq and is a predicted model, not a curated record. Gene Ontology annotation, biological process: G protein-coupled receptor signaling pathway; sensory perception of smell. Gene Ontology annotation, molecular function: odorant binding; olfactory receptor activity; G protein-coupled receptor activity. Gene Ontology annotation, cellular component: membrane. The transcript has a single exon. NCBI's taxonomy places the organism in Eukaryota, Metazoa, Chordata, Mammalia, Primates, Cebidae.
AGAAAGAGUGCUCUAAAUUAAGGACACAAGCCUGUCUCCAGGCCUGACCAUCUGCAAACUCACUGUUACUCCUGAAUAUUUUUCAUAUGACAAAUCUAAGCUAAUAUUUUGUCCCAAAGCACAAGCCCAGUGAGACUAGAGGACAACAGUCUGUUUGUUGUGGAAUAGAGCAUGAGAAAUAUUUACACACUUUCCUACUGAUCUUCUGUUUGAUUCACCAAAUAUUUAUAUAUGUGUGUGAGGGGCCAUGGCAGGAUGGGUGGACCAGAAAGGAUGAAGACAGUUACUGUCCCAAGGGGCUUAGAGCUAGUUGAAGAGUAAGUGGUUGCCCAACUCAUUGUGCAAUAAUCAGCCAAGACUCAAGUGCUUUGAGGAUGCAGAGAAGGGAGGACUUAACUGUAAUUAGGGUCUACCACAAAGACUUCUGAUAAGGGGUAAAAAAAAAAUACAUAUGCAUAUACACAGAUUAAAAAAACAUUUGUAUAUAUUAAAGUCAUAGUUUUAUACUAAAUAUAUAUAAAUACAUACUCACAUUUACAUAUACCAUAUUCCUUUUCAGUUGAACUGCUGUUUAGGGAAUAAUUUAUAAAGGCAACAAAAGUUGUGGUUAAGAUCUUUGGAUUUAGUAUCAAACAGACCUUGUCCUGCCAACACCUUGAUUUUGGCCCGGUGAAAUGGAUUAGAGACUUCUGGCCUCCAGAACUUUGAGAGAAUAGAUUUGUGUUGUUUUAAGGAAAAAGAAAUUUGGAAAAUCUUUAGUGAGGCUAUACUGUUGGAAGUAGAAUGUGGAAGACAAUGAGUGAUGGACUUUUUAAUGUUUAAUAAUUAAAUACAUACAAAGUUAUAUCCAUAUCAUAAUUUGACUUUAUAUGAUGUAAAUAUGUUGAAGAAUUCAAACUGAAUGUAUGGACUUUGGAUUCAGCAAUACAAAGGGGCGAACUUAGAUUCUGACCCCUAAAUAGACUAUCUUGUUCAAUAUUCAGGUCCCAGAGCCUUAACUUUCUUAACCAUAAGAUGGGCAUAAUAGCACCUAUCUCGUAUGAGUUCAAAGCUGUAAUAUACCAGAAGAUUUUAGCAUGAAUCUUACACACAGUACCUUCUCUCUAUACACUAGUUUUUUACCUUUUUAUCAUCCCAUAAUCCCCUCUCAUACUUUCAUUUGAAUUUUGUUGCUGCCUCUUCUUUAAUCAUCAGGUUAAUUCAAAUUUGUCACAAUGGAGAAUAGCACAGAAGUCACCGAGUUUAUCCUCUUGGGAUUAACAGAUGACCCCAAUCUUCAGAUACCCCUCCUCCUGGCAUUUUUAUUCAUCUACCUCAUCACGCUGGUUGGGAAUGGGGGAAUGAUGGUGAUCAUCCACUCAGACUCCCAUCUCCACACUCCAAUGUACUUCUUCCUCAGUAACCUCUCCUUUGUAGACUUGGGUUACUCAUCAGCUGUAGCCCCCAAAACAAUGGAUGCAUUGCAGUCAGGGGACAAGGUCAUCUCCUACAAUGGAUGUGCAGCUCAGUUCUUCUUUUUCGUGGGGUUUGCCACUGUUGAGUGCUACCUCCUGGCCUCCAUGGCCUAUGACCGCCAUGCAGCGGUAUGUAGGCCCCUACAUUACACCACCACCAUGACAGCAGGUGUGUGUGCCCUCCUUGCUAUUGGUUCCUAUGUCUCUGGCUUCCUCAAUGCCUCUAUCCAUGCAGCAGGCACCUUCAGACUCUCCUUCUGUGGUUCUAAUGAGAUUAAUCAUUUCUUCUGUGACAUUCCCCCACUCCUGUCUCUCUCAUGCUCCAACACACGCAUCAGCAAGUUGGUGGUCUUCUUCGUGGUGGGCUUCAAUGUCUUCUUCACCCUCCUGGUCAUCCUCAUUUCUUACUUAUUCAUAUGCGUCACCAUUCAAAGGAUGCGUUCUGCUGAAGGGCGGAAGAAAGCCUUCUCCACCUGUGCUUCCCACCUCACUGCUGUGUCCAUCUUCUACGGCACAAUCAUCUUCAUGUACUUACAGCCCAACUCCAGCCAGUCCAUGAACACAGACAAAAUAGCCUCUGUGUUUUACACAGUGGUGAUUCCCAUGCUGAAUCCCUUGAUCUACAGCCUUAGGAACAAAGAAGUGAAAAGUGUUCUCUGGAAAAUACUCAACAAACUUUACCCCCAAUAUUAAGUGUGAGUGGGAAGUAGGCAAGCAAUUAAGGGAUAAACUUUCUCUCCCUCCUAAAUGCCAUCAUGACUUUUAAGAUUUGGCUGGCUUCUUUCUUCCCGAAGAACAGUGGUUACUUCUGCUAUCAGAGAAGAUGUUAAAAGCAGCACAUUGAAAAGUCUUACUUACAAAGAUAAUCUUGUAUUUAGUGAACAGCAACAUGAGACAGUUAAGCUUUUCUUGAUUUAGUUUUUUGAUGUGGUUCAAAGCAGAAGAUGGAAGCAUACAACCGAAUGUGCUGAAUUUUCCUAACCAUACUUUUAACUCUAAGAAUUUUUCAUUCACUGUUAAACUUGGUGUAGAGAUCCCACUUUCAUUUAUAAUAUUUAUCAACUAAACAUGCAGUAUUGUUUUUUAUUUCUUUGUUCUGUGAGUUUGAAAGUUGGACUUUCUAAUGUAGACAAAGGAUGUUUCAAUAGUUUAAAUGAUAUUUCAGAGAAAGUUGUAAUUUAAAGGACAGGGCACUAAAUCAAGAGUUAGGUGGCCGAAGAUUAAAUCCUUCCAACCUCAUACUCUCCCUUCCCUACCACAUUCCUGCCCUUACUCACUUGUCAUGUGCCUCCGCAAUUGCCAUUUCCUUUUGCUAAGGUGUUGGGGAAACAAUAAACCUUGUUGUAUACAGACGUAUGAAAACAUUUUAAUAGAUGAAUGAUUUAAACUUUAACCUUUCUUUGGAGAGCCUACACUAUCUUCUGUGUUUCUUGUGUCUAACAUAAUUACCAAAACUUCCAGAAGGUUUAGAGAAAAAAAGGCUAUUUUCCCUGAAGCUAUGAAAAAAUAUAUUUGUCUUCUGAAUUAAAUGCUUGCAUUUCUUAGCACCCUUAAGUUUGGUGAAUCUAUUA